This is a messenger RNA of Pistacia vera, 838 nucleotides long. RefSeq names its product calmodulin-7. The coding region runs from base 126 to 575 and encodes 149 amino acids. Lineage: Eukaryota; Viridiplantae; Streptophyta; Magnoliopsida; Sapindales; Anacardiaceae. The record is from RefSeq and is a predicted model, not a curated record. Gene Ontology annotation, molecular function: enzyme regulator activity; calcium ion binding. The transcript is spliced from 2 exons.
CAAGAAGGGCAGCUCCUAUAAAAGGCAAGCUUGCUUUUAUCCAGAGGGAAAACGCAACAAUCUCAAUCUCUCUCUCCGCGUAUCUGUUUUUUUUUUAAAACCCGAAAUCAUUCAUUCCUGAGUUAAUGGCGGAUCAACUCACCGAUGACCAGAUCUCUGAGUUCAAAGAAGCCUUCAGCUUGUUCGACAAGGAUGGCGACGGUUGCAUCACCACCAAGGAACUUGGGACUGUGAUGAGGUCAUUGGGCCAGAAUCCCACUGAGGCAGAGCUCCAGGACAUGAUUAAUGAGGUGGAUGCUGAUGGUAAUGGGACAAUUGAUUUUCCCGAGUUCCUGAACCUGAUGGCCAGGAAGAUGAAGGAUACCGACUCUGAGGAGGAGCUUAAAGAGGCCUUCCGGGUAUUUGACAAGGAUCAGAAUGGUUUCAUCUCAGCUGCUGAGCUGCGCCAUGUGAUGACAAACCUGGGGGAGAAGCUUACCGAUGAAGAAGUUGAUGAGAUGAUCAGGGAAGCUGAUGUUGACGGAGAUGGUCAAAUAAAUUAUGAGGAGUUUGUCAAGGUUAUGAUGGCCAAGUAAUGAUCCCACCCUCGCAAAAACGUCUUAUAAGAAAUCAUUUUGAAAAAGAUUUGGAGAAAAUAGGGUUGGCUAAUAUAAUGGGAUCCCUAGUUGUUAUAUAUAUUUUCGAGUAUCUUUUCAGUUUUUACAUAUUUUACUUCCAUCUGUGAACCUAAUCCAGCUUGCAGAACAUUGUUUUCUGUUGCAUGAAUGACACUGUUAAUUACUUGGCUAUUUCUUAUUUGCCUUUAUAGCUUCUGUGCAUAUCCGAAUUUUUUGUUUAA